AUGGUGUGCUUUGGUUGUAUUGCUCUAGUCUUGCUGACCACUUAUGUGAUCUACAAAGCUUAUUUCUAUUUCGCAUCUCAAUAUAAUGAUAGAUAUUAUGUGCAAUCAGUGGUGAUUUCUGGUUGUGAUACUGGAUUUGGAAAUUUGCUUGCUACUAGAUUGGCAAAUCAAGGAACUUUUGUUAUUGCCGGUUUAUACAACUUAAAGGUAUAUUUUUUUGAAGAAUUUUCAAGAGAAAAAAAUAUUGAACACUGUCUUUGUAGAAUGAGCAUUCAAUCCGUGAAAACAUCAAAAAUCAAAAGAAUAUCGUUUUUCAUCAAUUGGACGUGAGCAAAGAUGAAUCAGUGAAAGAGUUUGCUGAUUUUGUUGGAACGACUGUGAAAGGUAAAGGUGUUUGGGGAGUCGUUGCAAAUGCUGGAAUUCUUGGAAACACUGGACCAGAUGAUUGGUUGAAUGUUAAUGAUUAUAUUAAUGUGAGUCAGAGCUGGGACGAAAGUGGAAUUGAUUUUGUUUUUAAAUCUGAUUUUAGAUUAUCAUUUAAGGUUAAUCUAGAAAAACUUCAUUGUAUAUUGUGUUUGUGAUCUUUAACUUGAAUUUAUUAUCAUGAUCUAAUCACAGCUAGGAAAAUAGAAUAUCUUACAUCAGUUUAAGAUCAAAUUUGGUACAAAUAUAUUUGAGAACGCGCGCAGAAUAAUCUUACCAUCUUUAUAAAAUCUAGUUUUUCAGACAAUGCAAGUCAACACCUUCGGAGUAAUGAGAUUCAUUCAAAAUCUCAAAAAAUAUGUCAAAGUUCAAAAAGGAAGGUAAGUACUUAUUCUCAUAUCUCUUUUCAUUUCCACCUAACAAAAAUAUUUGCAGAGUUGUCAUCAUCUCAUCAAUUUCUGGAAGAACACCAAGACCAACAGUUGGACCAUAUUGUGUUUCCAAACAUGCUGUCGAAGCUUACGCUGAUGUAAUUCGUCACGAACUCAGUGAUUUUGGUGUCUCUGUGCAUAUGUUGGAGCCUGGAUUCUUCACAACACCGAUCACUCAAACUGCCACAAAUGAUUUGGAUAAAGUUUGGGAAAGAUUGGAUGAGGAAACUAAAACAGAAUAUGGCAAAAAGUUCUUUGAUGAUUGUGAGUUGAAUUUGAAUUUCAAAUUAUUUUUUAAAUGUUUUUUUCAGACAAAAAAUCUCGAUUCUCCCGCUUAUCUCACUGCGCUGACAAUUUGAAUCCAGUUCUUGAUGCUUAUGAACACGCACUAUUUGGAACAUACCCAAAAUCUCGCUAUUGGGUUGGCAUGGAUACAGUACUUUUCUACAUUCCUUUGGCAACUCUUCCAACUUUUGCGCAAAAUUGGUUUAUUGCUAUUCAACGUAGAAAUCGACCAACUCCAGCAGCAAUGAUUGAAAGAACUCAUUAA
Caenorhabditis angaria is the source of this 1404-nucleotide messenger RNA. The record is from the annotation of a GenBank genome assembly. Lineage: Eukaryota; Metazoa; Nematoda; Chromadorea; Rhabditida; Rhabditidae.